Zychaea mexicana is the source of this 1360-nucleotide messenger RNA. RefSeq lists its product as uncharacterized. NCBI's taxonomy places the organism in Eukaryota, Fungi, Mucoromycota, Mucoromycetes, Mucorales, Lichtheimiaceae. The coding region runs from base 448 to 882 and encodes 144 amino acids. The transcript is spliced from 2 exons. The record is from RefSeq and is a predicted model, not a curated record.
CUCGAAGGUUGUGGAAAGUACUCGCAUCCAAUGGUUAUGGAUGUGGAAUCAAUUGGAAAGUCUAGGAAUAAUGCUAUUCACCACGGUUAAUCUUUGUAAAACCUGGUUAAUUAUUGUUAAGGUGAAAAUGGCAAUUUCACCUAAAUUCACCAGAAACAACUUUCACAAAAAAUUACCAAUAUCCACCAGUUUUCAUUGCUAGUAAUUCACCAGUAGUAACCCAAAACAACCCAUAUCAACCCACAUCAACAGCGUCACGUAUAGCUCAUAGAGACCUCCUCACACGAACCGUCUUUUAUUUUUUAUUUUUUUUUUGUGAAUUCCCAGACCACACCUUAUCACUACUUCACCUUUACUUCGUUCGGGACUUUUUUUCCAAGGGCGUAUCAUCGUCACUAUCCUGUUGUUCAUCAUCCACAGGUUUCUUUCUGUUACUGCGGCGUUCUGAUGACUUCUUACCGCCACGACACCUUCCUGAUUUUUUUCCUCCACGACCACUUGACGUGUCUGCUGCUGUUGCUCCUCCUCCCUUUUGCCCAUCAUGUCCGCCUUGUGUGGAUGUUGCUUGUCUUGUUUGUCUUGUUUGACGGCGUUGUUGGCUUGUGCUACGAGCAUCAGUGCUGUUAUAAAUAUACAAAUAGUUGUUACCAAACACUGAUUAGAAUAGCUUCCUUUCCAGAUUUAUUUUUCAAAAGAAUCAUAUACUUACUUGGGAGCAUUCUGAAUCGUAGGAGAAGCAGGUUCUUGCACAUCUGCAACGCUCCUAGAAAACAGUCGCUCGUACAAUACGCUUCCCAUGCUCUUUUUCCCAAAAGAGAAUAUACAUACUGGCAGCACUUUCCACUAUCUGAUCAGCCGCUGCUUGCAGGGAUGAUGGUCUAAAUUGAAUUUGGCAUUGUGUGAGUGCGCAUAUACAGCAAGAAUUGCGUACAAAGAAAAAGUAAAUGACUUAUGUUACGGCAGCUUGGUCAGCGGAUCUUGUACUUGACGAUCUAUAUUUCACUCGCAGUGUUUAAAUAUGAGUAUACUGUUGAUCCAUACUAGGACAGGAAAAAUGUAAGCAACAGGGACAAAGAUAUCUUACCCUGAAGCACCACUUGACACAGAUCUGGAUCGCCUGAAUCAUCCGUACCAAGGUAAAUAUCGACCCGAAGUACAGCCGCCUACUACAAUAAAAAAAUAUUGUACUUACCCUGUCGAGCUAGCAUUGUCUUCAUAUUCAUCUGUAGUUGUGUAUGGUGGCGGUGAUGUACGUAGUGUGGGCGCCGUACUAUUAUGUUUUGACCAAAAUAUUCAUUAGUGCAAAUAAAAUAGAUAAAGAACACGGAAAGAAGCCAAGAUCAAAAAUCAUAUUACUUGU